UACCCUAACUUUAUAUAACCCCUUGCAAUUCCUUUUUCCCACCACAUCUUAAUUUCCAAUCUAGUUGUUUCGAGUUGAGUCGAGCCGAGUCAUUGCUUCUCUUUCUAUUAUUUUUGAAGUAGCUGUUUUAAGUUUAAGGACUCAAAUUCUCGUCUUAUACCCCUCGCAAACAUCCUUCCUACUCGAGUCGUUGCUUUUCUUUUUCUGUUACUUAGAAAACCCCAGCUUCAACUUCAUCCAUCCAAAUUCUCGAUAAUCCGAAAAAUGGCAAUUAGAAAAGCCAACAAAAUUUCCCAAAGUGCUGUUUUAAAGCAGAUAUUAAAGAGAUGUUCAAGCUUGGGGAAGAAAGUACAAGGAUAUGAUGAAGGAGGGCUUCCUGUGGAUGUGCCAAAAGGUCAUUUUGUAGUGUAUGUAGGAGAAAAUAGAAGCAGAUAUAUUGUUCCAAUCUCAUUCUUGACAAGAUCUGAAUUCCAGAACCUUCUUCAACGUGCAGAAGAAGAAUUUGGGUUCGAUCAUGAAAUGGGACUCACUAUUCCUUGUGAGGAAUAUGUUUUCCAGUCUCUAACAUCCAAGCUCAGAGAGAGAUCAGAGAGAGAAACUUGAGUUAUUCUUUCAAGAAAACACUACAAGAGAUUCUUGAAACUGCUUCUGUAUUUUAUUUUAUUUUUAUUUUUGGAUUUUUUUCCCUACAACUGAUUGGCUAAUUGAAAGAAACCCUAAUCGCCACUAUCAUCGAUUGGGUUUUCUGAUUAUGUAAAUCUUGAAAAAUUUUAGAUUUUUUCUCAUAGAGGUGUUUGGUUGUACGUUGCAACUUGUACCCUGUGAGAGUACUAAUGUAGAAUGAUUUAUGGGGAAUUUAUAUAAUGACUGCAUGUCACUUUUCUCUUUUA
This is a messenger RNA of Olea europaea var. sylvestris, 890 nucleotides long. RefSeq names its product auxin-responsive protein SAUR50-like. Bases 265 to 603 code for a protein of 112 amino acids. The transcript has a single exon. Lineage: Eukaryota; Viridiplantae; Streptophyta; Magnoliopsida; Lamiales; Oleaceae. The record is from RefSeq and is a predicted model, not a curated record. Gene Ontology annotation, biological process: response to auxin.